Messenger RNA from Lactuca virosa, 1259 nucleotides. NCBI's taxonomy places the organism in Eukaryota, Viridiplantae, Streptophyta, Magnoliopsida, Asterales, Asteraceae. The record is from the annotation of a GenBank genome assembly.
CAUAAAUUUAGAAAUAGAAAGUCAAAAUAAGGGGCAUAGUCUCAGCAGCCUAAAGCCCUUUUGCAGCCAUUCUUAAGGAUCAAAAGAGCAAAAACCAAAGAACUCUUCGCUUUAGCGGUUACAAAGUCCUUUAAAAAACCUACACCGCUUACAUCUUAUGUAUCUAUCUUGCCAGACUCAAAUUCAGUUUGUGUUUACUUUUCUUGUGAUGUUUGAGAAGAUUAGAGAUCGGUUGUGAAAUUCAAGGUUUAGGAGGCCGAAUUACUAAAUGGGUAAUUUAUGCAGCAAUUCCGGUUCCAAGCUUGCAAAUGGGCAAUCAUCAAAUGGUGCGGGAAAGGGACGAGGUGAUCAAGGGUCAAUUAGAUAUGGGUACACUCUAGUUAAAGGGAAGGCUAAUCAUCCAAUGGAAGAUUUCCAUGUUGCCAAAUUUGUCCCUUAUCAAGGGCGUGAACUUGGACUUUUUGCUAUUUACGACGGGCAUCUUGGGGAUAGUGUCCCCUCGUAUCUUCAAAAGCAUUUAUUCUCCAAUAUCUUGAAGGAGGGUGAGUUUUGGACUGAUCCAAACAGGUCAAUUUCAAAAGCCUAUGAAAGAACUGACCAAGCCAUUCUUUCCCACAAUCCUGACCUUGGAAGAGGUGGGUCCACUGCAGUCACUGCAAUUCUCAUCAAUGGUCGUAAGUUAUGGGUAGCAAAUGUCGGUGAUUCUCGGGCAGUUCUUUCCAACAAAGGGCAGGCAAUUCAAAUGAGCAUUGAUCAUGAGCCCAAUACUGAGAGGGGCAGUAUUGAAAAUAGAGGAGGUUUCGUCUCAAACAUGCCAGGAGAUGUAGCAAGAGUGAAUGGACAGCUGGCGGUUUCUCGUGCUUUUGGAGACAAGAAUCUCAAAAAUCAUUUGCGCUCUGAUCCCGACAUAACAAAUGCAGAUAUUGAUGCAGAUAACGAGAUUCUCAUUCUUGCAAGUGAUGGUCUAUGGAAGGUUAUGAGCAACCAAGAGGCAGUGGAUGUAGCGAUAAAGAUCCGGGACCCACAAAAGGCAGCAAAGCAACUAGCUGUUGAAGCACUGAAUCGAGAAAGUAAAGAUGAUAUAUCCUGCAUUGUUGUUCGGUUUAAGUGAUGAAAGAAACUCUAUAUAAAGAAUCUGCAUGGAUUUAGGAAUGAGUAUGUGCAGUAUAAGAUAAGAAGAUGUAAAUUAUUGAGGGUUUAUGGUUUGCAGGAUUUGCAAAGGAAAAAUUUACAUAGUUCAUUGCCAUCGUAAGUAGGUU